AUGGACCCCAACUGUGACUGCGAAAUUCUUGCACCUGUGCAGGCUCCUGCAAGUGUAAAUCCUGCCGAUGUACCUCCUGCAAGAAAAGCUGCUGCUCCUGCUGCCCAGCAGGAUGUGCCAAGUGUGCCCAGGGCUGUGUCUGCAAAGCCCCCCAGACUGAGAGUUGCAGCUGCUGCCACUGAUGCUCCUCUCUCCCAUGACUUGAUGACUGAUGGGGGUCUGACCCAAGAGACUAAUAAGACAAGAGUGUGCCGGUACAGCAAAGCUUUAUUAACCCUGGGGCUGUGUGCAGGAGGCUGGAGGAAGGGACAGGGGCGGCGCCUUUGCACUCACUCCGCGGGUCCUUUCGCUAUAAAUGAGGACGAGGAAUUCUUUGCUCCACAACAUCUUUCUCGCAUCCAUCCUUCUCCUGUGAGCUCUGCGUGCCUGACGUGUACCUGCCAGCCAUGGACCCCAAAUGCAACUGCGAGAGUGGAGGUUCUUGCACCUGUGCAGGCUCCUGCAAAUGUAAAUCCUGCCGCUGCACCUCCUGCAAAAAAAGCUGCUGCUCCUGCUGCCCAGCGGGAUGUGCCAAGUGUGCCCAGGGCUGUGUCUGCAAAGCCCCCCAGACUGAGAGUUGCAGCUGCUGCCAGUGAUGUUCCUGUCUUCUUGUGCCUGUAGAUAGAGGAAUUUGUACAGACCUGAUUUUUUUAUACACUGAGUUGUGUUUUCUAAUCUUUUUUCCACUAUGAAAUGAAAAUAAACUUAUUAAAAAACUUUCUGUC
Messenger RNA from Monodelphis domestica (gray short-tailed opossum), 764 nucleotides. Its product is annotated as metallothionein-1-like. Gene Ontology annotation, molecular function: metal ion binding. Gene Ontology annotation, biological process: cellular response to zinc ion; cellular response to cadmium ion; detoxification of copper ion. Lineage: Eukaryota; Metazoa; Chordata; Mammalia; Didelphimorphia; Didelphidae. The record is from RefSeq and is a predicted model, not a curated record. Gene Ontology annotation, cellular component: nucleus; cytoplasm.